Messenger RNA from Pezoporus occidentalis (night parrot), 1658 nucleotides. It is a transcript of the gene VSX1, whose product is annotated as visual system homeobox 1. Gene Ontology annotation, biological process: regulation of DNA-templated transcription; neuron development. Gene Ontology annotation, molecular function: transcription cis-regulatory region binding; DNA-binding transcription factor activity, RNA polymerase II-specific. Gene Ontology annotation, cellular component: nucleus. Bases 167 to 1177 code for a protein of 336 amino acids. The record is from RefSeq and is a predicted model, not a curated record. The transcript is spliced from 5 exons. NCBI's taxonomy places the organism in Eukaryota, Metazoa, Chordata, Aves, Psittaciformes, Psittacidae.
CGGGGGAUGUGACCGGGAGCCGUUAAUCUGGGGAUUGGGAGCGCUACCCCCGCUCCUCCCGCCGCCCCGGGGCGUGAUUGGAGACGGGGCCGGCGGCGGGACCAUAAAAAGGGCUGCGGGCGGCGGUGCCCGCUCCGGGCCGGGCCAGGAGGCGGCGGCGGCGGCGAUGCCAGGGCGGGCGGAGCCGUCGGGGGGACGCGCGGCUGCGGCGGGGACCGUACCGGUGGCCGCACCGGUGGCACCGGCAGCGCGACCGGGCGGCGCGGGGCUGCGGGCCAAGGGCUUCGCCAUCACCGACCUGCUGGGGCUGGAGGCCGAGCUGCAGCCGCCCCCCGGGCCGCUCCCCGCCGCUGGCUACGAGGGUGGCGGGGCGCUGGGGCUGGGGCUGGGGCUGCUCUGCGGGCUGGGGGCUCCCGGAGCCCCGCGCCUGCUGCCGGCUCCGCUGCCGCUGCUGCCCGCCCGCGGCCCCCGCCCGGCCCCGGGGCCGCCGCCCGCCGCCCGUCGGCACAAGGAGAACAUCUCCGAUGAGGACAGCCUGUGCGGGGACGGCAGCGAGCUGAAGAUGUCCACCUCCCAGAUCAAGAGGAAGAAACGCCGGCACAGGACGGUGUUCACAGCUCACCAGCUGGAGGAGCUGGAGAAGGCUUUCAACGAAGCUCACUACCCUGACGUCUAUGCCCGGGAGAUGCUGGCUGUGAAGACGGAGCUACCGGAGGACAGGAUACAGGUUUGGUUUCAGAACCGAAGAGCCAAGUGGCGGAAGAGGGAGAAGUGCUGGGGACGGAGCAGCGUGAUGGCCGAGUACGGCCUCUACGGGGCCAUGGUGAGGCACUCCAUCCCUCUGCCCGAGUCCAUCAUCAACUCUGCCAAGAGCGGGCUGGUGGGGUCCUGCGCCCCAUGGCUGCUGGGCAUGCACAAGAAGUCCAUGGAGGUGAGCAGGAAGGCGGAGAGCCAGGAGAAGCUGGCAGAUGCCUGGCGAGCGGAGCAGCAGGAGGAGGAGGAACUCAAAGGGAAGCAGGCCAGUUCCCAGAGGGGCUCUGACAAGCUUGGCCCAGCAAAGGAUUCGGAGGACACAGCCAUCGACCUCUCCAGGACAGCCAAGCACGAGAAGAGGGGUGUGCUGAGGCAGUGCAUCAAUGGGGACCCCCCCACGGAGCUGAGCAGCAGGGACCACUGACCAGCUCCCUGCUGAGAUAAGAAUACUUAUUGCUUUAUUGCUAUAUAUAUAUAUUUUUUCCUUAAAUAAUUGAACUUUUCUCUGAAUUCAGGGCAUUUCAAAACUGGGCACACACAUCCUUGUCCCCUCACAUUGUUCUGGAGCCAGGGUGGAGGGUGGGAGGGGUGUCCCAGCGGGACCAGGAGCAGUGUGGAAAUGAGAGCACGUUGUGGUCAGCAUGGACCACUGCCAGGGACGAGCUGCCCUUCCCCUCUGGGCUCCGACCACUUCCUGGCUAGCCAGGAGCACAAGGAGCAGCAAUGCAAUAGGAGCGGCUUCCCUGCUCCGACACACGGGUGCAAAGUGCAGGAGGUGACAGACACCUUUUCCACGCGCUUCCACCGUGUGGAAGUUGCUCUGAACACCAGCUCUUCCCUCUCCAGGAGCAGCAGGUUUGAAACGCGGCUGGGUUCAUCCUCAAGCUGGUGUAACCUGACAGGCG